AUGGAAAGCGAGAACGUGAGCUUUCCCAAUGCUUUUCUCCUGAUGGGCUUCUCAGAGUUUCCCUGGCUGGAGAAGCCCCUCUUUGCAGUGGUCCUGGUCUCCUACAUCCUCACCCUGCUGGGGAACAGCUCCAUCAUCUUCCUUUCCCUGGUGGACCCCAGACUCCAGACACCCAUGUACUUCUUCCUGGACAACCUCUCUCUGCUGGACCUCAGUGUGACCUGCACCAUUGUGCCCCAGCUCCUGGUCAACUUGCAGGGUCCAGACAAGACCAUUACUUCAUGGGGCUGCAUCACACAGGUGUAUAUUUUCAGCUGGGCAGCUUGCACCGAAUGUGCCCUGCUGGCUGUGAUGGCCAUUGACCGCUAUGUGGCCAUCUGCCGGCCUCUCCACUACACUCUCAUCAUGCGUCCCUGGGUCUGUGUGCAGAUGGCAGCUGCCUCCUGGGCCAGUGGCCUGGCCAAUGCCCUUCUCCAAGCCACACUCACCUUCCAGCUUCCCCGCUGUGGACACCACACCCUGGACCACUUCUUCUGUGAGCUACCUGUUCUCAUUAAGCUGGCCUGUGAGGACACCUCUGCUAAUGAGCUGAUCCUUGCUAUUGGAGCUAUCCCUUUUUCAGGGGUGGCUCCUUUGCUGGUGCUCAUCUCCUACACCUUUAUUGCUAGGGCUGUACUAAAGCUGCCUUCAUCUGAAGGAAAGCGCAAGGCACUCAGCACCUGCAGUUCCCACUUGUUGGUGGUCACCCUGUACUUUGGCCCUGCCAUCUAUGUGUACCUCCAGCCUCCAGAAAAUCACACUCAGGCCAAAUUUAUGUCCUUUUUCUACUGCAUUUUUACCCCAGUGCUCAACCCACUCAUCUACACCCUGAGAAACAAGGAUGUGAAGAGAGCAUGGAAGAGGAUCCUGUAA
Messenger RNA from Fukomys damarensis (Damara mole-rat), 912 nucleotides. RefSeq names its product olfactory receptor 15. Gene Ontology annotation, cellular component: membrane. The record is from RefSeq and is a predicted model, not a curated record. Gene Ontology annotation, biological process: G protein-coupled receptor signaling pathway. NCBI's taxonomy places the organism in Eukaryota, Metazoa, Chordata, Mammalia, Rodentia, Bathyergidae. Gene Ontology annotation, molecular function: G protein-coupled receptor activity; olfactory receptor activity. The transcript has a single exon. The coding region runs from base 1 to 912 and encodes 303 amino acids.